AUGGAUCCAUUCGGGUUAUAUUUCUACAAUACCACUUUCAAUGCAUAUGUUCUUGGAAUUGGUGGUGGUAGUCCUUAUCAAAACAUGAUGUUAAGAACCGAUAACCAAAUUCAUUGGGUUUGGGAUGCUAAUCGCAACGACCCAGUUCGAGAAAAGGCUACUCUCACUUUCAGUAGAAAUGGUAACUUAGUCCUUGCUGAUGUCGAUGGUCGUAUAGUUUGGCAAACUUACACAGCCAACAAAGGUGUUACCGGAAUUAUCAUGAGAAAAUAUGGGAAUUUAGUACUUCAUGACAAAAAUGGGAGGUUUGUUUGGCAGAGUUUCCAGCAUCCAACUGAUACCCUUGUUGCAGGUCAAUCACUUCAGCUCAAGGGUAAUAGUAUAAAACUCGUUAGUCGUACAUCAAACCGCAACAGUUGUGAUGGUCGUUAUAGUAUUGUGAUCGAUGACAAACACGGAUUGACGAUGUAUAAAAACACUUCGGGUAAACUUGUUCGAUAUGCAGGUUGGGAAGCAAAGGGUGUUUCUAAUGUAACAUUUCAUUCUGUUACAAGAAUUGAUCCGGUUCAACCAGAACCGAGUUUCGAAGAAAAGGGUAAUACAAGUUAUUUCCUAUCUCUAGGUUUCUCUGCGGGGGAGAAAGCAAAAACUCACUCUAAAAGAGUUAUACUCAAAAUAAUGGCGACUACUUUUGGUCACUAUUCACAUCUUAGAUUAGAAUCAGAUGGAAACCUAAAAGUUUAUAGCUACACUUUACGACAAAAUUUUCCAGAGGAAAGUUCUUGGAAAAAAGAUUAUGCAUUCUUCGGAGAUACCGUGAAAGAAUGUGCAUUAAGAUCUAAAUGUGGUACAUCUGGGAAGUGCUAUGGGAGACUGUGUAGUGCUUGCCCUCGUAACCGUUCGUCAGGUUGCAUGAUCACUUCAUGA
This is a messenger RNA of Papaver somniferum (opium poppy), 927 nucleotides long. Its product is annotated as EP1-like glycoprotein 2. NCBI's taxonomy places the organism in Eukaryota, Viridiplantae, Streptophyta, Magnoliopsida, Ranunculales, Papaveraceae. The record is from RefSeq and is a predicted model, not a curated record. The coding region runs from base 1 to 927 and encodes 308 amino acids. The transcript has a single exon.